GGAAUUCACUCUGAACGUUCCCCUGAAAAAAAAGGCUGCAUUGUAGUAAGGCCGCAUAGAAUUCAAUGUAGUUUCGUGUAGCCUCAGUAGCCAGUGAUCAGGACUUAAUUAGUGACCUAGAUUUUCACUGGAGAUGUUGUUAGAUGUUUCGGGUCGGAGUGUAAAAGCUUUCCGUUCUCCAUGACAAACACAGGCGAAAGGUCCUGGAGCUAACUCGCGGUUUUUACGGGGGCGUUCAGCCGACUGCAAAACUUCUGCAAAGACUUAGUUCGGAGUUUAAAUCCACGCUAAAACUACCAAAAUGGAGAUUCACGAAGGGGCAGCGGCAGCAGGCGACAGCGUGCUCGACUUCUCUCGCUUGAACCUGAACACUUUCAGCGUUGACACAAUCAGCUGCGAGAGGAAAAGAGACACUAAACAGCUCUACCUGAACUACAACCGGCUGACCUCACUCCCCCCAUCCGUCAGCCUUUUCUCUAGCCUGGAGUUUUUGGACAUCAGUAACAAUGGACUGACGGUCAUCUGCGAGGGCAUAACCAAGCUGACCAGGCUGAAAACACUCAUUGCCAAGAACAACCGCCUGGAUGAGUUCUCGCUGCCCAAAGACUUUGGCUCCCUGCAGCUGGAGGUGUUGAACUUUAGUGGGAACCGAUUUGAGGAGAUCCCGCUGCAGUGCAUGAAACUGCUGCGUCUGCAGUCGCUUUCAGUCGGCGGAAAUAGACUGAAAAGUAUACCUGCAGAGAUAGAAAAUCUCACCAGGUAGGUCAUGUACCGAAAAAGUGAAUAUUUAGCCAACUUAGACAAAAUUUCUUAGUACUAGGAAGGUCGUAGGGUAAGAUAUUCAGUAAGGGGCCACCGACCUGUAACACGCCUUCCUUGUGGACUGUGUUGGUUUCGCGUUUAAAAUACAGUAUUUCAUUUUGGAAACAUACCAGGUUUGUAUCAGGAACGAUAAACCAGACUCCUCUGUAGCAAUAUUUAGCGUGUUAAGCCAUCUUAGGGCGUAUUAUCGAGUUAAUACGAAUGCAAGUAACGUGUCUGUGACUGGUCGGUUUAGUUAUUAGUUCAUUUCAGUUGACUGGAACAUGUCAUGGAACCAAAGUGCUGUUGCUAUGGUUACCCUUUUUUUUUCGCCCAUGAAACUUCGACAAGAAAAAACAUGAAAAGUAACAAAGCAGUCGAUAAGUUGGUGUAAAAUCUUGCAAGUUGUUAAUAGUUAAAUAAACAAGUAAGAACGAAAUGAAGUUGAUAAAUAAAUAGAUAAAAAUAGCCUACUUAUAUACAAACCCGUGGUCGAUUAAUAUGAGUUUUAGCCGAUCGCGAUGCCGAUAUUUACAGAGCAGAUCGGCCCUUGUCUGAAAUAUGAUGCUUGUUAUAGAGGUGGUGAUGGUGUUUUUUUUUUUUUUUAAUUUUUAUUUUACAAAAUAUAACAAUUAAAUAAUGAUAAACUCCAGUGUUUCAUCCACAUUACAACCAAAUACACACACUAUCUCAGUGUGGAUUGAUUUUGAAUUUAAUCUUGAAAUAAAAAAGUCUUCAAGGUUAAGAUCUCCAAACAUGACAUAUGUUCUCCAGUGACAAUAUUUAUGCCAUUGUUCUCAUUAUUCUACAAUUGAUAACAGAAUAUAUAUCAAUCAGAGAGUUGACCUGUCAUUUAAUGUUGCUUUACAGCAGCUACCCUGACAAAGAUUUAUUAAUUUUUUUAUUUGGCCCUGUUGGAGCCCGACAUCGGUCGAUGUGGCAAAUUUUGGGGUCUGAUUAGUUGUUCUGCCUGUAAUACAUACAUACAUGCAUAAGAACAUAUCCAUACACAAGCAAGCAAGAGCCAUAGGCUACACCACUUUGAGAUUUUGGUCCAAAUGCUACAUGUUAUACAUAAAAUAUAUGAAUAUUUUUUUAACCAUAGACUGUAUAUACUAUUCUAUGUACAGUCUAUGGUUAUUACCCAUCUGCAAGUGCAUGCAAGUGCAAGUAUUCACACCAUGACUACCUCCAGUCAAAUAUUAAACUCUAUGACAAUCUUUUGAAACUUGCUCAAGGACACUACUGAAAAUGCUUGAUGCUCUGUUUUCAUUUGAAAAAAAUGUCACCCGUGCUGCAUGUGCCCCAUUUAGAACGCAUUUGUGUUUAUCAGUUGUAGCUUGACCUAAUGUCUCGUGAGUCACAGAUGACCCACCUAUUUAUCCUGGCAACACCAACAGUUAAACACAACAGUCCAACUGAGGCAACCUGUUGCUCUUUGAUCAUGUUAUUUGAAAAUGGUCAGUUUUUCUCUCUUCAUUUGUUUGAAUGCUUGUUUACGGAUUUAGGACUUGGCAUCUACGGAGCAUUAUUACAGUUAUUCACAAUGUUGUAGCCAUCCCUUGAGUGUUUUUAUUGUAUGCUUUAUGAAGACAGCGAGACAGCCGUGAUAAUAAAUUGCUAUUCAUUAGAAAAAUUGCCCUGAUAUUGAUAAAUAAUUUUGUAAAAGAUAAACUUUUGGGUAGGACAGGACAAUGAUUUUGUAGAGUACAUGCCAGUAAGUAAACAGCUGAGAAAUCUAGAAAUGAGAAAGCCACGCUGUUCUUUAAGUAACUGUAGAACGUGUCAUGUAUGCUGUAUGUAGAGUUGUAAGUCAAAGGGGACACAUGAGUUCUUAUCAUUUUAUGAGUAUAACUUCAAAACGUCACACUGACCCACUUUGUCUGACUCACAAACAUGCUUGUGUUGCUCAUUCAGUGGUAAAGUGAGCAACGGGAAAAGGCAUAAUUGAGGCCAAUGUGGUUAUAAACACAUGUUGCCAGCCCUCAUUUACUUUUGGAUGGCUUCUUUCCUGUUAUAGCCUGUUUUUACUGACUGGAACUGACCCGUUGUGUGGUGACCAUCGGGAAGUCGGUACAAGUUUUCGGGAUCUGCCCCAGUUUCUGGAUUAGAUUCUGCUAAAUAAAGCUGUUUGUUUACAGAUGUUGCAAUAUGAACUAGUUGGAUCAUGAUUAUAAUAUUAGGAGGAUGGGGGGUGGGGGGUGGCAUGAUGUGUUUAGUGUGCAAGGCAAGGCUUAAAUCAUAGGCUAUAACAAAAGCUAGAUUUAUCAUAAACCUUAGACAUAAUCAUGAGUGCCAUCACGUGUAUCAACAGAUGGUUCCCUCAUGUAAACUCUUACAGUGUGGGCAUGCAAUCCAGUAUUGAAGUGUAUUUGAUGGUACUACAGGCAGGAGUCUGUCUCAAAGGAGUGAAGCUGUCUCAUAUAAACAGCUACAAAGUAGUUAGCUGUGUUGUGUGUCAAUGCUCGUGUUUAUAUUGGCAUGUGCACACUGGUGUAAAAAGCUGGAUAGCAUCACUGCAGGAUAUAUAAUCAGGAAGUUAUAGACUUCUGCUGUAAACAAACAAACAAAAACCUGUCAUGCAUUAGUGUCAGACAUCUUCAUAUCCCAUAAAGAGAGGGGGUCUAUACCCAAGUUUUUUUUAAUGAAAGUAACUGAAACAAAAAUGAACAUACUCUGCAUGGUGGUGUUAGACAUUAACUAUUGGAGGCUGUGAAUCAGUAAUUUGUUCAACAACUUUUUUCUCAAAUGUCACCAGAAGGGUUCCACAGAAAGAGGCUUGUUUACAUCUGUGAACAGAGUAAACAUGGCCAAUUUGAGGGCACUACGGAAAACUGCACAAUAAUACGACUAAUAAUACUAAUACAAUAAUGUACCGGCUAUCCUAAUAUGCCCCGUUUUCAAAGAGUACUUUAUGGCAUGUUUUGGAAGGAAACUCGGGGAUGUAAUCAUUAAACGGUCACCUGAUGACAACACAUGAUUAAAGCAGAGCAGUCAUGUUAUGUUAGUAACUCCUUUACUUUGUCCACAUUUCUCUUUGGAAAAGCCAUAACUCUACAACUGUGUUUUUUAAAUUAUCUUUAAUGUGUUUUCACGCUGACUUCUUAAGAUUAUUAUAAUUAUUAUUUUGGUGAGACAACUUAUUUUAAAAUGAAAACUUUUAAACGAUCGGUGGAAGCAUGGGGGGUUAUUUAGAACUUCCUGGUACGUACAUCAAAGGUUGUAACACGUCUUGAAAUGCGAACAGGGUAUGCCUAAACUCAGUGCAUUUGGCAUUAAGUGGCCCAGGAAAAAAGCCCAUCUCUAACUUGCGGGAACGGCCCUUUUUCCUACUGUACAGCAUUGUCACUAACCUCUAACUUCUCCCUCUGGUGGGUGAUUUGUGUCAUUGUGUUAGCGAGGGCAGUGAGCAGACCCCGAGUGUCUCCGUUUUCGGUCACAGAGGGGGCUUGCUCAGUGCUCAGCCACCAAGGACAGCAUAAUGGCUUCCUGUCUCUCGGCCGCUGUGUCAUCAGAUUCAGCAGGCAGAUGGCCUGACAGCUUACUUUCACUGACCAGCCAUCCAGUGCUCCCUCCUCCUCUUGGUUUUACUCCCAGUCCCCUUUGUGCUCCAUUAUCCACCAAGGUUACCAACAUGUACUGGCUGUAACCUUCUAGUUGUCUUCUUAACUUGGAGACCAUAGUCAAAAGCAGCUCAGAUCUAAAUUUAUUUCAUUUAUCAUCUUUGGUCUGUUACACUUAGUCUGUGCCCAGGUGAUGCAUAAGAUAAUCUUUGUUGUAUUUUUUCUUACUCAGCGAUUCUGGAAAUAAAGCCUAAGAGACACAUUUAGCCCCAGAAGCACAGUCCAUUAACAAAUAACCAUACAUCUUUAGCUCCCUCUUGUGGAGUGCUUGUGUUUUAAAUUUAGGUUACUCAGCUUUGUACUCCUUAAGAAACAUCCCUUUCUUUCCUAUUCCUCUAAUCUUUACCCAUCAAGCAGAAAAAUAGUCGCACUUUUUGAAAAUUGUACAACCAACUUAUGUAAGUUGUUGUGAAUUCAAAAGAAUAAUAUAAAGAAUAACUAAGUGGGCCUCUAAUAUAAUCAGUUUUACUCUACUAUCCCAGGUGAAAUUAUUCAAUCUUCAAUUAAGACAAAAUCAUUUCUUUUCUCUCCUUCUGUUUUUUCAGUCUUGAGCUGUUGUAUUUGGGAGGAAACCUCAUCACAGCUAUUCCUCCAGAAGUGGCAAACUUGCCGUACCUCGGCUACCUGGUGUUGUGUGACAACCGCAUCCAAAGUGUCCCCCCACAGCUCACACGGUAACUGCUUACUCUACACCACUAUCUGCUCGCUGUAAAAUCUUUUUGGACUUGAAGCUUCAUGCGUGAAUGAUGAGGCAACUGAUUUCUGUGUCAACAGUGUUUCAAAAUACUCUCUGUUUUCGCUUUAGGCUCCACUCGCUGAGAUCUCUAAGCCUCCACAACAACCUGCUCACUUACCUGCCGAGGGAGAUCCUCAGUCUGGUUCAUUUGCAAGAGCUCAGUCUCCGUGGCAACCCGCUGGUGGUGCGUUUUGUCAAGGAAAUGACUUAUGACCCCCCGUCACUGCUUGAGCUGGCAGGCCGCACAGUCAAGAGCCGGAACAUCCCCUAUUACCCUUGUGAUCUGCCCUCUAACCUGCUGCACUACCUGGACCUGGCCAGCAAGUGCCCCAACCCCAAAUGUGCAGGUAAGAGACUUUUCUCAUCACCCGCCCUUUUUCGGUUUGCCUCCUUUUAAGAGGAAUUUCUCACAUGUCAUAGCUGCAUAUAUCUCACAUUUGUCAAAAAAAAAAAACAGUCCUGUGUUUAGUUUGAACACUUUUAGGGUCUUAGAGCACAAAUAAAAAAAAUAGUUCACAUAUUAAAACGAACAGCAAAGACGUGAUUGUACUUUGACCCCUUGUGGUGGCCUUUGCCCCACUGAGAAACACCCUGACGGCAAAUUCCAUGUUGGUUUUUCCUUUUCUUUCUCUGGCUACUGUGUACAGUUGUUAUUAUUAUCCUUUGGAAGUUGACCCUGGUGGUUGUCAUACAACUCAGUGACCUCUCGCCUCACCCUGACCUUGUUUCUCCUGUCACAUUAAACUGUUUCCAGGUGUCUACUUUGAUUCCUGCGUGCGCCAGAUCAAAUUUGUGGACUUCUGUGGAAAGUACCGGCUGCCCCUCAUGCACUACCUGUGCUCCCCAGAAUGCACCUCCCCCUGCAGCUCAAACCCACAGAGCGACGCUGACUCAGAGGAUGAGAGCAGCGUGCCCGCUUAUCGCCUCCAGAGGGUGCUUUUGGGAUAGUCCAACACAGGAGAGUUUUUGGCUAACAGAGCCAUGCCAGUCUGUCACUGUUAAACAUUGAUACAGAGAUGAACCAUGCUGCAAGAUUUAACUCCUGACGAAAACACAGAACCACGCAAACACAAGAACUGAAAUUGUUUUACAGACAUUCCCAGCGGCUGUAUGUAAUGCACAAAAUGUGAGACAGCCCAUUCUCUCUUCUCCAUUUUAUGGAUAUUGUUUGAAAGAAAUCCAUUCCUUGUCUCAUUACAAAUCAAUAGGAGUGUGAAGAGUCAAGAAAACUCCUGUUUUUUUCCACAUAGCUAUGCAAAUCAACAGUCUUUGAGUCAUGGCCCCCAAAGGCAGGUUUCACGGUCUGGUGACAGAAGACAGUUGAACUCAGAGACUGAAGGAGCCAAUGGAUUCUUUUACUUUUCAGGGCAGCACACUGUAUUUCAAAGUAACACUUGGUGCUUCUCAGUGGCUGCCGAAGAUCUUUCAGGUUUUCUGGAACUUUGGAUGUAUACAAUUUGGCUUUUGUCUCGCUGUUGAUGCCACACAAGGCCAACAUUUACAUUUCUCCGACUUGAUAAGCAUCAGAGCUGCUCUGCUGACUCGAAAUAAAGUCUGGGGUUAAUGAGCUUUGGUAUAAUUUAAACACCACUGUUCUAAAUUAUGCAAAAUUGUCUCAGUACAGUGUGUGAAUUGGCCUAUUCACACUCAUUAUGGGUGUGCUCAGUGAGGCUUGCUCUGCAGUAAAGCUGUCCUACACAAAAGUUUAUCUUUUUAUCAUUAGCACUAACCUUGAGAAAUGUUUGCCUUAAUGGCACAGGAGUUUGAAUCUGACCCACACGCUGGGUUAUGGGAGCAUGUGGAAUAGAGUACAUCUGGGCUAUACCAGGGAAAACUAUUUCCAGUUCUUGCAUAAGAAGAAAAGCUACUAAACAAUACAUACUGUUAGUGUUUGUGUCUGGGCUUGAUGGUUUUCUCUAAGAAUAAGAAUCUAGAUGAGUGAAGUGCUUCAGCCGAUGAAGCUUUUUUUCCUUCCCAGACAGGAACUUCAAUUCUAACAGAAAGAAUAUCAUCAGAAUUAUUAUUAUUAUUAUUAUUAUUAUUAUAUAUUUUAGUUUUUAUUGUACAUUUCUGCUUUAUUUUUGCUUAUUGGGAGAGCUGGGGAUCUUGUAGUCCACCAGACAGCCUGUGUUCAUCAGUGAGGCGGAGAGGUGCUCCUGGCUUUACAAUAAUGUUUAUAAAACAGAAGAUUGCUCCUCUCUGUUACAUUAACACCUAUCAACUAAAACGUUAAGUGCCUUACUAAUGUUGACCCUUAACAAAGUGGGGUAGAUAAUCAAAAAAAAAAUGUGAUAUAUGUUCCCAGUAAUGUGACAAGAUUAACACGAUGAAUGAUCAAUCUCUUUUUGAGUGAUUUUUGUACUCACCAGAUAACAGUAAAAAAAUGAUAGCCUUUUAUAACAAGAUAGCUGGUUUUAUAAAAAUCACAUAUCAAUUGUUAAAUACGCUUCAUAUUUUAAUGAUCUGCAGAGUAGAUGGCACAUUAUAAUGUGUUAUAUUAAUUGUUUGGUCUUGUGCUUCAUAACAAUGAUGUAAGUUAACUGUACAGUAUGUAAUAACAAUAAUAAAGACUGAUUGUAAUAUCUCUAAA
Messenger RNA from Xyrichtys novacula (pearly razorfish), 7750 nucleotides. The record is from the annotation of a GenBank genome assembly. NCBI's taxonomy places the organism in Eukaryota, Metazoa, Chordata, Actinopteri, Labriformes, Labridae.